AUGAGAAGCGAUUCAAACGACGUCUCUGCUAGCAUUUGGCUAGACGGUGACAUUAUGCCGACAAAUGAGCGAGCUGUGAUCGGUACUGGCGAAAAAUUGGUUCGACGGAAACUUGGAUCUCCGAAAUGUGUGGACACCAGAAAUGUCACGGUGUUCAGUCAGUCAGAAUGGAAGCGUUUGAAAGAUCAAAUUCAUGGCGAUGUGAAAGAGAUCGAACGAAUCGAGCAGAAGCGCAAAGCUCAAGAGGAGGUUCACAAAAGCUCACAGGAAAUGGGAGCCAGACAGAAGAAAUUAGAUGAUCGAGCCAAACGCUUGGCCAAAGAAGAAGAGGCCAAAGUCGCAAUUGAUUUGGAAGAGGCCAAAUAUCAGGCGCAGCAGAGAAAAGCCGCAAUAGAUGAGGCUAAAUUGAAAAUUUACUAUCAGACAGAUAGAAUUAAAACAUUUCACUCAGCUCUCGCCUUAACUGAAGUGCUCAAAGAGCGUGAGGCCCAGAUUGAAUUUAAAAAUUUGUGCAAAAAAUUGGAUGAGAACAAGGAUAAAGUGUAUGUGGAACGAAUGAAAAGGGAAAUAGAAGAGGGUAAAAUUAUAUUUAUUGAGCUGAUUAUGACUGUGUGUGAAGAGGACGAACAAUGUCGAUUGUUUGCCGCAGCUAAAAAGAAAAUGAUUGAAAUGAGAGUUUUACGCGAACGAGCCAUGUUCAAAGAGCGUGAGGAACAAUUGGAGAAAAUUCGCUUGAGUCUGGCUGAACAGAUGGCCGUGGCAAAACGAGAUGAAGAAGAACGAAUUAGUAAAGCAAUAGCUGAACGCGAGGCGGCCGAAAUGCAAAAAGAACAAGAAAAGGCGAAGAAACUGGCCGAGAUGUUGACUGAAAUCGAAAAGCAUCGUGUGUCUCAAAUUCAACAGAAACGCAAAGAGAUGGAGGUAGAGAAAAUGGCUGAACUGGAAGAGGUUCGGGUUCGCGCGGCGGCGGAACGUGCAAUAACGGAAUAUGAGGCCGCUUGUUCCGAAGCGAAACUGAAAAGAUAUCGAGAACUGAGUGAAGAAUAUUUGCAACAAACAAAUAAAAAGCAGGAAGAGAAAAAAGCAAGUAGAGUAAUUGAUGCUCAAACAUACCGUACCGGGAACCGAUUGGCUCAAAUCGAAGAGGAAGUAUUUCAAGAUUAUACCAGACGAGUUAUCGAUCAUUGUAAAGCAAACGGGCGUAAUAUAUAUCCGUUAGAAGUAGCCGCUAGGCCCACGGGGAACAUCGGACUGGGAUCUUCAUUGCCGGGUGAGGUGAGUAUUGUGAACUUAGCACAAGUUCAAGGUGACGCUGUGAACUCGGACAACAACAACAACAACAGCAAAAGUGGCGACAAGAACAACAACAAUGCGGUCCUGUCGAGGAAAACUUCACCAUCCACGAAAAACGGGAAAAAGAAUGCAAAAGACCAACCGGGAACAAACAAGCGCUUAGGUUUUGUCUGGUAA
This is a messenger RNA of Echinostoma caproni, 1470 nucleotides long. The record is from the annotation of a GenBank genome assembly. NCBI's taxonomy places the organism in Eukaryota, Metazoa, Platyhelminthes, Trematoda, Plagiorchiida, Echinostomatidae.